Messenger RNA from Macrosiphum euphorbiae (potato aphid), 309 nucleotides. NCBI's taxonomy places the organism in Eukaryota, Metazoa, Arthropoda, Insecta, Hemiptera, Aphididae. The record is from the annotation of a GenBank genome assembly.
AUGAUACUGUUGGUAGUUCAACCACUCCUUGACAUUGCGGCACCAGGUGGACAACUGGAAGCGGAAGUGGCAAUCCCCGGUAACAACGGCAUGGAGAUAGAAGUUGUCGAAGUCCAAGUGGAAGAUGUAAUGAUGGACCUAGCUGAAGAAGAAAUGCUACGAGAGGAAGUGGUACAAGAUGACAUCGAGUAUGUAGAUUUACUUCCUGCUGACGCAGAGGCAGAAUUUGAAUUCAGGGACGCAAUUGACGUUUUAUUACCAGACGUCAAUGAAGAGGUUAGUAAAUACAUCUUAUUAAAAUUAAAAUAA